This is a messenger RNA of Aspergillus vadensis CBS 113365, 429 nucleotides long. RefSeq lists its product as uncharacterized. The record is from RefSeq and is a predicted model, not a curated record. NCBI's taxonomy places the organism in Eukaryota, Fungi, Ascomycota, Eurotiomycetes, Eurotiales, Aspergillaceae. Bases 85 to 315 code for a protein of 76 amino acids. The transcript has a single exon.
AUGGACUUCAAUGGUCAUUCAAGUGCAGGAUAGGUAUCUGGCCAUCUCUGCGUGUACUCCCUCCUACCAAAUACGCAGGGGCACAUGGUGACCUUAAACGAAGAGCAAAUCCCGAAGCCAUCUCCCCAAAUGACCAUGUACGUUCAGGCUUUAGCUCAAAGACGUGAGGGCCCCAGUAAAAGACGCCGACUGGGGAAAAAUUCGGCGUGGGCAUGGGCGGGCAGGGCGAAGAUGUGUGCGACUCAUGGGACGGCGCCGUUGGUCAAUAGGCGUCUCAAGUACACAACAAUACUUGGAAAAUGGUUCCAGAUCUGACCAGUGGGCUCAGUGGGGGCCACUUGGAAACAGUUGGGCAACCGUGGUCCGACAGAGCACAAUGACUACCGAUUCCUCCCUUUGUCGUAGUACUUUCCAGUUUCUAGAGCACCG